Molecule: messenger RNA, 2648 nt
Organism: Cajanus cajan (pigeon pea)
Lineage: Eukaryota; Viridiplantae; Streptophyta; Magnoliopsida; Fabales; Fabaceae
Product: Pentatricopeptide repeat (PPR) superfamily protein
Biological process (GO): RNA modification
Molecular function (GO): protein binding; RNA binding
Source: RefSeq, a predicted model, not a curated record
GUUAGGGUUUAAGUUUUUGAUUCCUUUUUUUCUUUGCAACUCCAAAUCCAAUUCUUUUCAGUUUUCUCUUCAUUUUCUAACAAACACAAGUAUGAAGAAGCCAGGAGUUUCCAUUCCUAACAAGACAAAUUACAGCACCCAAUGCGUCCGAAGACCUUGCAAGUGAUAAAUCGAUGCAAAACCAUUUCCCAACUUCACCAAGUCCACGGCCAUAGCAUCACCACCGGUCUCUUACCUCUCCACACACUGCCAAUCCUCAACAACAUUCUCUCCACCCUCACCUCCAUUCUCACCACCACCACCACCCCUUUUCCCCACUCAAUUACCACCUACGCCCUCUCCCUCCUCCGCUCCAUCCCAAACCCCACCACAUUCACCUUCAACACCCUCAUCAGAAUCCACGCCCUCCUCCUCUCCCCCCUCCCCGCCCUCCGCCUCUUCUCCUCCCUCCCCCGCCGCUCCCUCCCCCCAGACUUCCACACCUUCCCCUUCCUCCUCAAAGCCUCCGCCCAACUCCCCUCCCCCUCCCUCCCCCUCGCCCAAACCCUCCACUCCCAAGUCCUCAAGUUCGGUUUUUUAACCCAUACAUUCACCCUCAACACCCUCAUCCGCGCUUACUCCCUCCACCACCUCAUCAACGAUGCCCACAAACUCUUCUCCGAAUCCCCUCACAGAGACGUCGUCUCUUACAACGCCUUGCUUCAGGGCCUCAUCAAAACCCGCCACAUCCCCCGCGCCCGCCAACUCUUCGACGAAAUGCCCCUGCGAGAUCAAGUCUCCUGGGGCACCAUGAUAGCCGGCUAUACUCACUCCAAACUCUUUAACCAAUCCAUUCAACUCUUUAAUCAAAUGAUGAGGUUAAAUGUUAAACCUGAUAAUACAGCGUUGGUGUCGGUUCUCUCUGCCUGUGCCCAAUUAGGGGAGUUACAACAAGGUAGCACCGUUCAUGAUUACAUUAGAAGAAACAGGAUAAAAAUUGAUUCUUUUUUGGCGACCGGGUUGGUGGACUUGUACGCCAAAUGUGGGUGUGUUGAGACUGCGAGGGAUGUGUUUGAGUCAUGCACGGAUAAAAAACUGUUCACGUGGAAUGCCAUGCUUGUUGGCUUUGCGAUUCACGGGGAGGGUUCCAUGGUGAUGAGCUAUUUCUCUAGAAUGAUUGCGGAGGGGGUUAGGCCUGAUGGGGUGACCUUGUUGGGGGUGUUGGUGGGGUGUAGCCAUGCGGGUUUGGUUAGUGAAGCUCGGAGGGUUUUUCGUGAGAUGGAAAGUGUGUAUGGGGUGGCUCGGGAGGGGAAGCAUUAUGGGUGCAUGGCUGAUAUGUUGGCGAGGGCUGGGUUGAUUGAGGAGGCGGUGGAGAUGGUGAAAGGGAUGCCGAGUGGGGGCGAUGUGUUUGCGUGGGGAGGGUUGCUUGGAGGGUGUAGGAUUCAUGGGAAUGUCGAGGUUGCGAAGGAAGCAGCGCAGCAUGUGAUGGAGAUAAAGCCUGAGGAUGGUGGGGUGUAUUCGGUUUUGGCUAAUAUAUAUGCUCACGCUGAGCAAUGGGAUGAUUUAGUCAUGGUUAGGAGAUCGUUGAGUGCUAACAAGAGGGCCAAGAAGAUUACUGGUUGUAGUUUCAUUAGACUGACGGAGGAUACCUAGUUGCCAAUCAUGGUGUUAUAUAGCUAAUGUUCUCACGUUCCUCGUAGCCACGACAGGUUUCAUGCAUUACAGAUUAUCCACUCACAAGUUCUCACAUUAAUAGCGAAAUUCGAACUCUUGGUGAGAUGUGAGAUCUAUCUUUACCAACUAAUCAAUCUUUCAUGAUUGGUUGUAUAGCUAAUGCCAAUCAACCUUCUAAUGUCGAAGGUCAAUGUAAUGGAAAUGGAGAGGGAGUAAAGUGUAUAGAUUAAUUGGAUGUUAGAUUACGACAUAUGAUAGAUUUAAUUGUGGCUGAUUGCCAUUUACAUAUUUUUUGGGUGAAUAAUUUAUUAUUAGUAGUAACUUAUAAAAUAUUAUUGUUUGGAAUUGUAUCUUUACACUUGAGUUUGUAGUUGUGCAAACAGCUUGAGAACUUUGUGAUACUGGAGUGCCACCCAAGAGCCUCUUUUGGUAAUUCAUGGCAGUGCAUCACAAUAAACGUGUCGCUUAAUUCAGUCGAGUAAAUUAGUUCUUGGAAGAUAUUAGGUCUCGAUUAUUUCCACUCUUGGGAGGAUGAAAAAUCUCUGAAUAUACACUGUCAACUAAAUUAGUCUCUGCGUUAAUUGAGGCUAAUUAAAAUUGACGUUAGAUGCAUGAGUCGAGUCACUUUCUUCCCCCCAUACACAACGUUAUCUUGGUUUGGAAGGAAAAAAAUUACAUUAUCAAACCUGGUCAAAGACUCAAAAUUACUUUCUUCAUCCUCACAUUCAAUCUUGCUGCAACGGAGUAGGUUUGAAUUUAAAAUCCCAUACAAAUUAUACAAACAGUGAGUUUAUGUUUCUAUUAAUUCUAGUUACAAAAAAUUAAAUCAUUAAAAGUUGAACACAAAAUAGAGGCGGUGUUAUGCAGUGAAGCAGUUGAAAAAGACGAAACCAAGAUUUAAUUGAGUCUUUAGAAAUAUUCUCUUACAUUUGAAGACUCGUUGACUGCGAUUCAAGAUUUAAUUUUACUAGUUAUUGAAUAUGAAUUUCUUAAAU